Messenger RNA from Neofelis nebulosa (Clouded leopard), 1318 nucleotides. RefSeq names its product GTPase IMAP family member 1-like. Gene Ontology annotation, molecular function: GTP binding. Lineage: Eukaryota; Metazoa; Chordata; Mammalia; Carnivora; Felidae. Gene Ontology annotation, cellular component: endoplasmic reticulum. The record is from RefSeq and is a predicted model, not a curated record.
CUGGCCCAUGUCCUGUCCCUUUAAAUCGGCACCACUGGGCCCUCCCUCCCUGGGCUCUGAGACUUCCUCCCUGUGCUGUGCUGGCAGGAACAGCCUCUGUACUCACAACCCAAGGCACAGCACCAGGUCGCGGGUUUCUGCAGCCAACAGCAGAGCCUGUCACCACUUCUGCUGGAAGGUGGGCAUGGGAGGACGCAAGAUGGCCAGAGAUGAAGAGAAUGCCUACGGUUCCCAGGACCCGGACGACCAGCAGCAGCCAGUCGCGCAGGAGCGCAGGCUCAGGCUCAUCCUGGCCGGCAGGACCGGAGUGGGCAAGAGCGCCACGGGCAACAGCAUCCUGGGCCACAGGCUCUUCCCGUCCAGGCUCGCGACCACCCCGGUGACCAGAAGCUGCGCCCUGGGGAGCCGGAGCUGGGCCGGGUGGCGCGUGGAGGUCACCGACACCCCCGACCUCUUCACCGCCCAAGGCCGGCACGCGGACCCGGACUGCACCGAGCGGGCCAACUGCUACCUGCUCUCGGCGCCCGGGCCGCACGCGCUGCUGCUGGUCACGCAGCUGGGCCGCUUCACCGCCCAGGACGAGGAGGCGGCGCGCGGCGUCCGCGAGCUGUUCGGCGCCGGCGUCCUGGCGCGCGCAGUGCUCGUCUUCACGCGCCGGGAGGACCUGGAGGGGGGCUCGCUGCACGACUACGUGCGCGCCACCGACAACCGCGCGCUGCGGGCCCUGGUGGCCGAGUGCGGCGGCCGCGUGUGCGCCCUGGACAACCGGGCGGCGGGCGCCGAGCGCGAUGCGCAGGUGGGCGAGCUGCUGGCGCUGGUGGAGCGGCUGGCGCUGGAGCACGACGGCGCGCCCUUCACCGACGACGUGUACGGCCUGGCGUGGGCCCGGCGCCACUCGCGUCCCGAGGACACGCUCCGCCUGGUGGCCGCGCGGCUGGCGGCCCGCGGUCUGGGGCGGGGGCCGGGGCGGCGCAGGCUGAAGGCGCGGCAGGCGUGGCGGCGGGCGCUCCAGCUCCUGGGGGGGGAACUGUUACCUGUCCUGCUGCUUUUCCCGUGGUGAGUCCCCAGACCCAGAUUGAAGGCGCUGCCCUUCCAAACGCGGGGAGCCUGGCGGGUAAAGGGGCUGGGUACAAGGCGCUGAGGGAGACUUAAAACCAAUUUCAAAGGAAGCCUGGAGUUUCAGACUGGGAGUCUUAAUGACUCAGGACGCUUUGGAUACUGUAUCGACUUUGCAAAGGCUCAAGUUGACUUUUAGCGUUUCGAUGUCACUUUUGACUAUAUGUACACUAUUCAAAUAAAUGUGGUUAACUUUCAAAUG